Messenger RNA from Gracilinanus agilis (Agile Gracile Mouse Opossum), 708 nucleotides. RefSeq names its product apolipoprotein B mRNA editing enzyme catalytic subunit 1 (gene APOBEC1). NCBI's taxonomy places the organism in Eukaryota, Metazoa, Chordata, Mammalia, Didelphimorphia, Didelphidae. The record is from RefSeq and is a predicted model, not a curated record. The transcript has 5 exons. Bases 1 to 708 code for a protein of 235 amino acids. Gene Ontology annotation, cellular component: cytoplasm; nucleus. Gene Ontology annotation, molecular function: zinc ion binding; RNA binding; cytidine deaminase activity. Gene Ontology annotation, biological process: cytidine to uridine editing.
AUGAAUUCCAAGACAGGUCUAUCAGUGGGAGAUGCCACUCUAAGGAGGAGGAUCAAAACCUGGGAAUUCAUGGCCUUCUUUAACCCUCAAGAACUCCGUAAAGAGACAUGUCUCCUCUAUGAAAUUAAGUGGGGUAAUCAAAAUAUUUGGCGACACUCCAAUCAAAAUACAUCUCAACAUGCUGAAAUCAACUUCAUGGAAAAAUUCACUUCAGAAAGACAUUUUAACUCAUCUGUUAGAUGCUCCAUUACCUGGUUCCUCUCCUGGAGCCCUUGCUGGGAGUGUUCCAAGGCCAUUAGAAAGUUUUUGGAUCAAUACCCCAAUGUGACCCUUGCCAUUUUUACUUCUCGACUUUAUUGGCACAUGGAUCAACAGCAUCGUCAAGGACUCAAGGAACUUGUCCACUCUGGUGUGACUAUUCAGAUUAUGAGCUACUCAGAGUAUCAUUACUGUUGGAGAAACUUUGUUGACUAUCCACCAGGGGAAGAAGAUUACUGGCCCAAAUACCCCUACCUUUGGAUUAUGUUAUAUGUCCUGGAACUCCAUUGCAUAAUUUUAGGGCUUCCACCUUGUUUAAAGAUUUCAGGGAGUCAUUCCAAUCAGCUUCCGCUCUUCAGCCUUGAUUUGCAAGACUGCCAUUACCGAAAGAUUCCAUAUCAUGUUCUUGUAGCCACGGGGGUGGUCCAACCAUUUGUGACCUGGAGAUGA